Peronospora belbahrii is the source of this 717-nucleotide messenger RNA. NCBI's taxonomy places the organism in Eukaryota, Oomycota, Peronosporomycetes, Peronosporales, Peronosporaceae. The record is from the annotation of a GenBank genome assembly.
AUGACUGAUUACAAGGAAGAACAGGCCAUGGAGGCGGAGGCUCUUGAAGCCAUUUAUAUGGAUGACUUUAUCAAGCUAUCGGACGACCCAUUGAGUUACCAAGUGCACGUGGUGCCGAAUCAGGAUGGCGAGGAUAACUUUGUGGAAUUACUUCUCAAGGCUGAAAUUCCAGAGACGUAUCCAGACGUCGAGCCGAAUCUUGAGGUUGUCGUGAAGAAAGGUCUGGCAGACAGGCACGUGAAGGAGAUUAAGCAGAUACUGGACAAGCAGAUUGAGGAAAAUAUGGGGAUGGCCAUGAUGUAUACACUAUCCGAAACCGUGCGAGAUUAUUUAGUGGAGAACAACCGUGAGGGAAAUGAUGGAUCAGAGCAUCAAGAGAUGCUACGUCGUAUGGAGCAGAAAAAGAAGAAAGAUGAUAAGGUGGAAGCAGACAAACAAGAUCAGGAACACGCAAAUAAAGAAGAGAAACGUGAAGUUCACGGUACACCAGUCACGGUCGAGACAUUUGCUGCGUGGAAAGCAAAGUUUGAUGCAGAGAUGCAAGGCACAACGAAAACAUCGCUCAAGGAUGAGGCCACUGCAAAACUUACAGGUCGACAAUUAUGGAAAACAGGAAUGGUUACAGAAGCUGAUGAUGCUGAAGAAGCUGAAGCUGAGGGUCAAGACAUUAUUGCAGAAAUUGAUACUAAAGAGAUCAACAAUAAUGGGUACAUAUAG